AUGGAUUACCAACAAAAGAAGAACCUGUCGUUUGCCACCAUUGGACUCAUAUUUUUCUUGAGUGGCAUCGAAUAUGCUGUCAUCCUCCCAACUAUAUGGCAGUACCUACAGAUUCUGGAGGCUCCGCCCUGGUUCCUGGGUUUGGGUCUAUCAGCAUUCAGUUUAACUGGGUUACUGUCAGGACCUCUUUUUGGACACUGGUCUGACAAAACACGCACUACAAAGUCUAUCAUUCUCUUCUCCAAUGUCUUUGAAAUUGUGGGUAACUUUAUGUAUUUCAUGGGAUAUUCCAAGUGGCUCUUGCUGUGUAGUCGACUCGUUGCAGGUAUAGGCGCAGGUGCAGGCUCCUCCAUUUUCGGAUUCCUCACCCGUACCACUGUCUCAGAGGAGAGGGCCAGGGUAUUCGCUGCUGUCAUGGCGUGUCGUCAAGCUGGCCUUCUGAUUGGACCUGCUUUCAACAUCUUCCUUAGGUUGUGUGAUUUUAAGCUAGGGCCAUUUAGAGUGAACAAGUACACAUCUCCUGGGCUUUUUAUGUGUGCUAUGUGGUCGCUGCUCCAGUUUGCUGUGGUACUCUUUUACUGGGACAUCCCCCCCGUGGACUGUGCUGAGCUACAGACGGUUUAUGCGGAGGUAAAGGAGGAGGAGGAACCGUUGAUGGGGACUGAAGAUGAAGCUGCUGUGGACACGUACGGUUCUGUUAUCUCUGAGUUUCAGUCGGAGGAGACGCAGCUUUCACCUCAGCUCCCCCCGUCUCCUCCGCCCUCUCCUCCACCAAACCACCUCCGCUCCUCAACACCUGACGACCCCUUUGAAAACUUCAGUGCCAGCGAGGAGUUUCUGCGAGAGGAGGUGGUGGUACUUCUCACUGCCCAGUUCAUUACACUCUUUAACCAGACAGCACUGGAGACCAUGGUGACUCCUGUGACGCAGAAGUACUUUGGCUUUGCUGAGCUGGGUAAUAGUGUCAUGUACAGUCUGUGUGGGGUGGAGGUGAUUGCUGGUUUUUUCCUCGUGCGCUGGCUGAGCAGGCUGGUGGCGGACCGGGUGGUGCUGGCGACGGGGGUGAGCAUCUGCUGCGUGGCUUGCGUCUGGUGCAUCGUCUUCCUCGCCAAUCCGCGGGGUGGCUACUCUUUAGAGUUGAUGGAGUUUGUGGUGGGGGUGUUUCUACAGUUGCUGGGUCUUCCCUUUGUUGCCGUGUCUCAGGUGUCCCUCUUCUCUAAAGUCACAUCUGAGAAAACACAAGGGUUUAGUCAGGGCAUUCGGCGCUCCGUCGGCGGUCUUGCCACCAUCCUGGGUCCUCUGUGGGCAGGUGGACUGACGAGCAACCUUUACAUAAUGCUGGGCAUGAUGAUGUUUCUACUCAUACUCAUUACGAUUAUGAUGGUGUUGUCCUAUGAUCGCCUCGUGGAGCCUCCGGUAGUCCAACAUGCACAAAGCUCUGAGAGCAUUGGCUGA
This is a messenger RNA of Chanos chanos (milkfish), 1455 nucleotides long. It is a transcript of the gene mfsd8l2, whose product is annotated as major facilitator superfamily domain containing 8-like 2. The coding region runs from base 1 to 1455 and encodes 484 amino acids. Gene Ontology annotation, molecular function: transmembrane transporter activity. The record is from RefSeq and is a predicted model, not a curated record. Gene Ontology annotation, biological process: transmembrane transport. NCBI's taxonomy places the organism in Eukaryota, Metazoa, Chordata, Actinopteri, Gonorynchiformes, Chanidae. The transcript has 11 exons.